AUGUCAGGAUCACGACAGCAACCAGGUCUAUGUGAAGAUUCAGGUACAGCCUGCUAUGUGAAUGAAGUUCGGUCCCCACGCGGUCCUAAGAAGGGCCAUCUCAAAGCGUUGCGAAACCGCAUUGAAUAUGUCAUCCACUCCACGAUCUCGGAGCCCAAUACUGGGUCGCGCUCUUUUGACGAGUCGCCCAUCACACCCACAACUCCCUCAGACCAAGAAAAAGAAACUGCCGAUAUGAUUGAGGCAGAUCUAGAUCAACUUUAUUUUGAUAGGGUGCACCCCAUCGCACCCAUGCUUCACCAAGCUCGCUACUUCUGCUGGUCUCAAAGAAGCAACAAGCCAGACCCACAUUUGUGUCUACAACUCGCAAUGUGGGCAAUGGCAGCAGCUGGAUCUGCCCACUUGCAGCACAUGCGCGAAUCUCUUUACAGACGCGCGCGGACUAAGCUUGAAGCACUCGACAACGACAUCGAGACUGCAAAUGCAGCUUCCCUCCAGGCCGCACAAGCCUGGCUUCUCAUUACACACUAUGAGUUUCGAUACAUGGGCUAUCGCCGCGCAUGGCUCACCGCAGGACGUGCGUUCCGAAUCAUCCAGCUAGCCAAGCUUCACGAGAUCGACCGACUCAAUGACAUCGGAGUCACAAUAUCUCUCCCAGAUAUCUGGACCGAGGCUGAAGAGAAGAGACGCACCUAUUGGCUGGCUUACUGCCUGGAUAGGUUUCUCAACAUCACGUAUGAGUGGUCACUGAGUUUGAACGAGGAAGCACUCUACACCUACCUUCCUGCAUCCGAAGCAGAUUUCCAGCAUGGUCGGCCCACCGUAACGACACUUCUAUACGACGCGAUGGAAGACUCAGGCAACAAGACGCUGCCUACAUUUGCAGAAACCAUCGUCCUGACAACACUGUGCUGGCACAGUGUCACCUUCCACCGCGUCACACCCGAUACCGACACAUCUCCGAAUCCAUCCUCGAUUUUCUGGAAGCGCCACGGUCGCUUGUAUCAGAUGGUUCAACAGCGACUGAUGUUACUUUCGCUCCCUGCAUCUGCGCCCGAACUUCACGACCCAAUGCGCCUUUUCACCAACAUGCUCGCUAACUCCGCAGUGAUAUGGUUCCACAAUGUCAUGGAGGCUCUCCAAAUUGAUAUUAAUGAGCAGAUGCUGCUGGUACCUCUCUAUUCAGCGUAUGAGAUAGUUACGCUGGCGAAACCACUUGUACGAUCAAGCUAUUUCAAGGCCCAUCCAUUCUCUCCAAUGCUGUUGUAUCUGUCUGCAAACUUUCUCAAGUCUCAUUCCGACUGUGGCUCUGUGUCGGAGGAUAACCAGCAACGAUUGGAAGAACUCAAAAAGGCCUUGCGGGUUUUACAAGGUGGCAAUAACCUGGCUAUGAACUACCUUGAGCUGCUUGAGUGUGAGAGUUCUCAGAAAUUGUGUAGUCUCUCACCGCUUGGAGGCUCUAUGUUGGAGGAGACGGAGCAGCCGUUCUUUCUGGAUAUUUUGAAUCUGUUUUGA
This is a messenger RNA of Penicillium brevicompactum, 1515 nucleotides long. Its product is annotated as fungal specific transcription factor domain-containing protein. The transcript is spliced from 6 exons. Gene Ontology annotation, biological process: DNA-templated transcription. The coding region runs from base 1 to 1515 and encodes 504 amino acids. NCBI's taxonomy places the organism in Eukaryota, Fungi, Ascomycota, Eurotiomycetes, Eurotiales, Aspergillaceae. The record is from RefSeq and is a predicted model, not a curated record. Gene Ontology annotation, cellular component: nucleus. Gene Ontology annotation, molecular function: DNA binding; zinc ion binding.